Molecule: messenger RNA, 1158 nt
Organism: Kazachstania africana CBS 2517
Lineage: Eukaryota; Fungi; Ascomycota; Saccharomycetes; Saccharomycetales; Saccharomycetaceae
Gene: INN1
Product: Inn1p
Exons: 1
Coding region: 1-1158 (385 amino acids)
Source: RefSeq, a predicted model, not a curated record
AUGUCUGAGGAGAUAUUUACUGGUACUCAAGGCACUCUUUCUGUUUAUGUCAGUAAAGCGAGAGAUCUACCAAAUUUGACCAAGAUCGAUAAACAAAAUGUGCUGCUUAGGUUGAGAGUAUCUCAUAUGAGUAGGGAGAGUGAGACUUUAUUUCGAGCUGGUCAGAAUCCGGUGUUUAAUUACUUAGAGAAGUUUGAAAUGACCCCAGAUGUACGACCACUCAUGCAAGUGGAAGCCUAUUGUGAUAGGAAAAAGAAAACACCAUUAUUUAUAGGACGCUGUGAAGUGGACCUUGUAAAUGGCAUCAGGGCUGAUCCUAAAGAAGGGUACUGUAAAUGGUACGAAAUGAAGAGGAACCACAACGAAUUUGCAGGAACAAUUUUCAUCGAGUUGACCUUCCAACCGGCAGCACCAAAAAUGUACAAAGACAAAAGAAACAGAGAUUUCGAAAGGUUAGAUGCGUCUAUGGCCAGAAGACUCAUUCCUCCCUUGCCUAGUGACAAUAUUACUAUCGCCUCAGGAGCUUCUCCUAAGGUUGAUACUGGUAAUGAAUAUACACAUGCUAGUGAAAUGAGACAAGUAACCCCCACGUUUGGGAAUAAUAUUUCUGAUCACAGGCAGGGAGCUUAUUCUAACAAUGUCAGUGUGUUAAGUAGCUCUAUUAUAUCAUCCUCUUCGAGGUUGUCUGAUAGGUCUUCAGGUCUAUCGCCAGCCUUAAUGUCAUCUGUGGGUACAAACAACACGUCACUGUCACAGGAGACUAACAUCACCACCACAUCUGAUACGAAAUUCCAUUUUGCCAAUUUGAAGAAACUUAAGGAACGUAUCAACAUCUUCAAGAAUCCCAAUGCAUCAAACGAAAACACCGCCGAGGAAAAUACAGUUGACAUCAAGGCAUUACAAAAGGCAAUAGGUGUUACGUCGUUAAGCGAUGAGGAAGAAGAAGAGGAAGAAAGACAUAGUAGAAGAGAUAUAUCAUCCUCAAGGCCGCGAUCUCCGGCUAGAUACGCAAAGAUGCAGCCGGAGUUACCACCUCUACCGAGACAGAGUUCCAAUAGACAUUCAAAAUCACCAAAAUUACCUCCAAUGCCCACAACGUACCAUUCAAGACAGAAUUCCAUAUCUCCCACUCGUAGACCACCUCCACUACAAUUCUGA